UCCUCAGCAACCAUGCCUGAUAAACCCGAUAUGGCCAAGAUUGAGAAAUUCAAUAAGUCAAAAUUAAAAACAGAAACACAAGAGAAAAAUCCACUGUCUUCCAAAGAAAUGACUGAACAGGAGAAGCAAGCAGGCAAAUCGUAA
Molecule: messenger RNA, 144 nt
Organism: Phyllostomus hastatus (greater spear-nosed bat)
Lineage: Eukaryota; Metazoa; Chordata; Mammalia; Chiroptera; Phyllostomidae
Product: thymosin beta-4-like
Exons: 1
Coding region: 13-144 (43 amino acids)
Biological process (GO): regulation of cell migration; actin filament organization
Cellular component (GO): cytoplasm
Molecular function (GO): actin monomer binding
Source: RefSeq, a predicted model, not a curated record